AUGAAUCAAAGUAAUACACGUCGUCGUAAACGAGUUGCACAUCGUCAAUAUAGUCUUAAGAUUAACAAGAAUACUAUAAAAGAUGAAUUAUUUUCUAUAUAUAACCAUCAACAACAAGAACAUUAUAAUAAUUAUAUACGAAAAAAAUCAGACGGGUUAAUAUGUAGUAUUUGUGAAGGACCAGCACAUGGUUAUAAUUUCGAUGCUAUUUCAUGUGAAUCAUGUAAAGCAUUUUUUCGACGAAAUGCUUUAAGAUCUGAUGGAAAACUUUUAUGUCGAACUAAUGAUGGUCAAUGUGUUAUUACAGUAACAACACGAAAACGAUGCAAAGCAUGUCGAUUAGCAAAAUGUUUUGAAAAAGGUAUGCGAGCAGAUUGGAUAUUAACAGAUGACGAACGUAUAAAGAAGAGAAAUAAAGUUGAAGAAAAUCGUCGUCUUCGUCAAAUAUUUUCUUUAAAUUCAAUUGAAUCAGAUGAAUCAUCAAAUAUUACAAUACAAAAUGAAUCGUUUGAAACUAAAGAUAUAAAUUUUUCUCCUUGGAUUUUUUCAAUAUUAUUAUCAUCAGAAGAUUUAAACAAAAUCAAACAAAUUCAACAAGCAUAUAUAGAUUCUAUUCGUUUAAUAUCAUUACCAUCAUCAACACCUUCAUAUCCACAUACAGCACGCAUUGAUGCUCUAUGGGAUAUGUUAAAUUUUCCAGCUAAUAUUCAAGCAUCACGUCUUAUUUCUUAUUUUAAACUUAUACCAGAAUUUUCAUCAUUGAAUCAAAAUGAUAAAUUAAUUUUAAUUAAAUAUAAUACAUUUACAUUAGUAUUUAUACGUUUAGCUUUAAACUAUGAUCCAUUAACUGAUAGUUAUCAUGAACAUGGUACAGAUGAUUGUGUAUUUUCCGGUAAAGAUUUUAUUCAAUGUUUUAGUUUACAACAAUAUGUACAAUCAACACGUUCUAUUGUUCGAUUAUUAGAUGCAUCACAAAAUGAUCGUCUUAUAACACAAAUAUUAUUAAUAAUAUUAUUAUUUUCAAAAGGUUCAUCAAUGUGUACAUAUGUAGAUGAAGCUGAACCAAUAGUACAAGAUGCAUUAUCUAUAUACAAUGUACAAAAUAUUUUCAUUAAUUUAUUAUGGAAAUAUUGUGAAGUUAAAUAUGGUUUUACAAAAACAGUUAAUAUAUGGUUAAAACUUGUUACAUCUUCAAUAGAAGUACAUUUACAAGCAUAUAAUAUUCGAUUAAAUUAUAUUAAAAAUGAGUUUGUUGCAAACUUACUUGUACCUCUUAUGAAAUCAGUUACAUUAAUCGUUUAA
Messenger RNA from Rotaria sp. Silwood1, 1302 nucleotides. The record is from the annotation of a GenBank genome assembly. Lineage: Eukaryota; Metazoa; Rotifera; Eurotatoria; Philodinida; Philodinidae.